This is a messenger RNA of Xenopus tropicalis (tropical clawed frog), 2989 nucleotides long. It is a transcript of the gene tmem150b, whose product is annotated as transmembrane protein 150B. The coding region runs from base 1760 to 2518 and encodes 252 amino acids. The record is from RefSeq and is a predicted model, not a curated record. Gene Ontology annotation, cellular component: endosome membrane; plasma membrane; autophagosome membrane. NCBI's taxonomy places the organism in Eukaryota, Metazoa, Chordata, Amphibia, Anura, Pipidae. The transcript has 6 exons.
UCCUUCCUGACUCCAAGAUGGCAAUCGAUUGUCAUAAUACUGAAUUUUAAAUAUUCUUUCUUUUUUUUAAAAGUGUUCCUAAGAACUAUUCCCCUGUUUUUACUUUGCUGUAAGGCUAUAUCAUCUGAAUUUUAGUGAGGUGACUAUAUGAAUAUAUAACAUCAUAUUCAUGACAAUGACAUGGUAAUACAGUGAUAGAAUAAGAUUUUAGUAUAACACUAGCUAUAGGCCAUACUGGAUAAUAGCUGCAAAACAAAAGAAGAGGAACACCACUCUACAAAGAGAAGUGCAGGUUUCAGGAGUAAAGUAAUUAUGUGAUACAGACUGUGACCCGGGAAGAAUCAACAUUAAAGUAUAAUACGUAUAAGGGUUACCCGAGGAAUGACUUUUAUUCUGAAAUGUAAGAACUGUUCACAAAGCAAUGUUUUUAUUUCUCCUGAUUCUGAUUUGGCCUGCUACAGUUUUCGACAGACUGUUAUUGUUUUUUUAAACCUGAUAUGAUCUAUUCAAGCCACACCAUCUUUUGAUCUAUGGACUGAGUUAUGGCUCAGGGUUUCCAAAGAAGCCAAGUCUGUUUCAAGAUUAUUGAAAAAAAGCGUGAUUAUCUGAUCAACUAUAAAAGUUACGGCUUACAUUUGUUGAACCCUAUAGGAGCUGCAGGCUACCAUUGUAUGGAAGCUACUCAAGCAACCAGACACCUGCCUUGCAUCAUUCACUGGAAGAGUGUUCACCAAAUAUUGUGUAAAGAAAGCAAUGAGAAAUGGGACUGUAACUUGGUGAAAGUUAUUUCCAGAAUGGAGAACUCUGCUCUUAAUGAUACACUAUUCCCAGCAAGGGAAUGCAAGGUGUAGUAAAGAAUUCACAGUCAACUGCAAUCAAACACAGCUUUAUGACGUUUUGAUGGAAGUUUUUUAAACUUACACCAGGAGGCUAUGGUUAGAUGUUGAAGAAUGCAACAAUGUUUAAGUAUAGUAGUUUUGGCCAAUAUCUACGUUAUUAGUUCUCAUGAGCUAUCACUGCUUACCAUCUCAUUACAUGUUAUUAAAAACUCAUGAUAUAUGUACUAUGGACAUUUGACAAGUGGCAAAGAAUGACUUCCUUAAUAUUUAUGUUGCAUAUGAAUGAAAUGUUGUUGGCAAAGCCAGGGUGCAAAGGGGGAAUUUGUAAAAUAUUAAGGUUUGAAAAUUGGUGAUACAGUGGGUUUGAAGGAGUUAAUAGCACUCCUGCCUUAGCCAUACAUAUAUUGACUGACACAUAAAUUUAUAUAGUCCUUUGUUACUUACAUCAGCAAUGUCCCUAAGCAACCUAUGGAAUGGCCUAUGUAUUAGGGUGGGGGAAGUGUAUCCCAUUGAGGGGGUAUAUAUUUAGGAACAAAGGAGAGUCUAAAACACAAGCACACAUGCCACACAGACACACACAGACACUCACACACACACACUAAGACAUACACAUUUAUCCACAUAAUACACUUUUUAGACCUCAGAUUAAUACAUUCAUAUACUUUGCAUUUAUGGUUUUGGUAGGCUGUCAAUGAUAUAUCUGACUGGCUUAAUUGUUAUAAUUUGUAUGUAUUUUUCUGUAACAUUAUUUUCACACAUUAAAUAUACUUAAAAUAUCACCCUGGUGUGUGGUAUCUGUUGACCAUAGAACUUACACAAAUUUAAUAAAUAUAGAGCAGUUAUUACAAGAACCUUAUGAAAUAGAUUGAUCAACCUACUUCUAGCUGUGUCUGGAAACAGUUCCCUUAUGUACACACACAAUGUCAAUGCAAGUGGCACGUAUCUCAUUGGUCUUACCUGUGUUGGUGUUUUUCAGACUAUUAAUAAUGUGGGCCUGGGCUCUUCUUCCCAUUUGUCUGACUAUUUGGGCCACGGCCGGAAUAUGGAUAGUGUAUGGGAUGUCGGUGAGCAAUGGGUCUGUCAAUCUCACAGAUGGGUUUCCCUUUAUCAGUCUAUGUGGGACAUACCCUCCGCAGAGCUGUGUAUUUGGACAAGUUCUUAAUGUAGGAGCAAUGCUAGGUGUAUGGAUCUCUGUUAUACGGUUCCAGCAAAUUAGAGAUUACGGUUGCCACUCUGUCCUUAAUUCUGUCAGUCUGGCAAUGGGACUUCUGUGUGCCUUGGGUACAUCCAUAGUUGGGAACUUCCAGCAAUCGAAUCAGCUGGAGACACACUUGGCUGGAGCUUUUCUGGCCUUCGUUAUCGGUAACAUCUACUUUUGGAUGCAGACUGUUUUGACGUACAUGGUGAAGCCGAAGCAUGGCGGAUGUUACAUUGGACCAAUCAGAUUUUGCCUCAGUGUUGCUUGCACGGCAUUAAUCGUCUUGAUGGCUGUGUUCCUCAAACUGAACAUGAAAUCGAUAUCUGCAAUAUGCGAAUGGAUCGUGGCUAUGAUUUUAUUCCUCCUUUAUGGACUAUUCUCAGUGGACUUUUGGCACCUUGAUGGACACUAUUUCCAUGUGAAGAAGAGGACAGCUAUCCCAAAUGAAGUGGAGGUCUCUACAGUCACAUUAAAUAUUUAGGAAUCUGCGCGUGCAACUGUUGAACGGAUGGACGACACACCAUCAGCUCUAAUGGGAUGUUAUGGUUAUUUUAGGAUGGAAAUAUUCUACGUUCAAGGGCCUGGCAAGUAGUCUUUGGUAGAAGAAUGUAACCACCAGAAGGCAGUGCCCCUAGGAAUCUACAGGCUGCUUUUGUCUAACAUCAUUUUCAUGCAGUUUGGCCCUUAUGUUCUAUUUAAUAUUUGACUCACAAUUUGGAAAAGUUGGACUGCAUUGGACAAUGAUCGACUUCAACCCUCCCGAUCUUACUCUCUUGAUGGCUGCUGUGGGGCACACUGUGAAACCUUGUUCAUUGUGUUAACACUAAGUGCAAUGAUAAAGAUCUGUGAUAGCUUUAAAUAACACAUUCGGAAUGGUCCAAUUAUGACCAAGAGUGGGCAGUAUUAAAAUAUUGUGUUGUAAAAUAUAAAUAUAUUUUUCAGUUAAAAUCGG